UUGCCAUACAUGAGCAAGGAACACGUCUGCCCCAGCAUGCUCAACUUGCAUUUCACCCAAUUUCCCCCACAAACUAAAACCCAACCUUUUGUACUUCAACCCUAAGCAAUCCCAAUGCCCAAACAAACCCCAAUCUGCCACUCUCCUUUUUCUAGUAUAUAAGUACCGUGAGUGUUAUAUGGUGAUACAUCUUUUUCUAACACCCAAUCUCACACUCAAACCUGAGUAGACUCGAGAGUAGAAAUGGGAGGAGCCGAUUCCUGUAAUUACAUUGAUGAAGCGGGUGGACGGCGGCGGCAGCAGCAGCAGCAGCAGCAGUUGAUUCCGGGUCUGCCUGAUGAGAUAGGGAUGGAGUGUUUGGUUAGAGUUCCCUAUGGAUCCCAUUCACGCAUGAAAUCGGUGUGCCGUGGGUGGCGUACCCUCAUUUCUCAUCCUUCAUUUUCUGAACAAAGAAGAAAGGCCCGCACUGCAGAGCAUCUUGUCUGCCUUGUUCAAGCCCUCCCAACUCCCUCUACCAUCCACGCUGAUGUUGUGUUGAAGGAGAGGGAUGACAAGAGGCAACGGCAGGAGGAGGGUUGCCAAUAUAAUCAUCCCUCUGCGCCUCCCUAUCAAUAUGGGCUCAGCAUAUUCAAUGCCACCUAUCAGACAUGGCACCAAAUGAUGCCCAGUUCCAUUCCGAUGUUCUGCCACUGCGUCGCGCUUCCUUCAUCAGGGAAGCUGCUCCUCCUGGGAGGUUGGGAUCCCACCACCCUCGACCCGGUUCCCGAUGUCUAUGUGCUCAAUUUAAUUGGCGAAGACGGGGCGAGGUGGAGACGCGCAGCCCCAAUGUCGGUGGCGCGAUCUUUCUUUGCUUGUGCCGUGGUGGGACGCUCCACCGUGUAUGUGGCCGGGGGGCACGACAGCCACAAAAACGCUCUGAGAUCGGCGGAGGUUUACGACGCGGAGGCAGAUGAGUGGAGGACGCUGCCAUCCAUGUGGGAGGAGAGGGACGAAUCCCAGGGGCUGUCAUGGGAGGGAGAUUCCAGGUUUUGGGUGGUGAGUGGCUACAGCACAGAGAACCAAGGUCGGUUCCGCUCCGACGCAGAGUGCUACGACCCGGAAACUGGUUGUUGGUCCAAGGUGGAAGGGCUUUGGCCAUUUCCAAGCAGCAGCCCCAGAGGUUGUGUGAGUGUCAACAGCGCCAGCGGCAGAGGACAAUCUAAACACCAGUGGUGGCGGAUCGCGGGAGAGGAGCAACAGCAGCAACAAACUGGGAUAGGGGAAAUAAGGGAGUACGAGAGGGAGGCGGAAAGGUGGAGAGUGGUUAGUUCGAUUCCACUUCCACAUCCAGAAUUUGGGUUAGGCAGAUCAUCCAAGUGUGUCGUCAGUCUUGAUGGAGGUGGGGAUGGCAAUAGUAGAAGAAUGUUGGUGAUGAGCAGUGGUGGGGAAGGGAAAGCAGGGGCCUUCAUUUUGGAGAGGAAUGAUAAAGGGAAAACCAAGUGGAACCACGUCCAUGUUCCUCCCCAAUUCACGGGGUUCCCGUACUCUGCUGCCCAUCUCCAUGUUUGAGCUGCAGGGUUAAUUGAAUUUUUCCCUCUUGUACAAUUCAGUUCUACUGUUGUCAGUCUUCAUCUCCUCCCUGUUUUGAAGGUUAAUUGAAUUUGAGAAUCAACUUAAUGUCCUUUGUAUGAAGUUGAAUAUGGUAUUUAUCUAAUUCUGACUUUCUGAGGAGUA
Vitis riparia (riverbank grape) is the source of this 1713-nucleotide messenger RNA. RefSeq names its product F-box/kelch-repeat protein SKIP20-like. The record is from RefSeq and is a predicted model, not a curated record. The transcript has a single exon. Gene Ontology annotation, biological process: regulation of phenylpropanoid metabolic process; negative regulation of cytokinin-activated signaling pathway. The coding region runs from base 244 to 1548 and encodes 434 amino acids. Gene Ontology annotation, molecular function: protein binding. Lineage: Eukaryota; Viridiplantae; Streptophyta; Magnoliopsida; Vitales; Vitaceae.